Messenger RNA from Microtus oregoni (creeping vole), 8182 nucleotides. RefSeq names its product APC regulator of WNT signaling pathway 2 (gene Apc2). Gene Ontology annotation, molecular function: microtubule binding; beta-catenin binding; gamma-catenin binding. The record is from RefSeq and is a predicted model, not a curated record. Gene Ontology annotation, biological process: cell migration; negative regulation of canonical Wnt signaling pathway; negative regulation of microtubule depolymerization. Gene Ontology annotation, cellular component: beta-catenin destruction complex; catenin complex; cytoplasmic microtubule. NCBI's taxonomy places the organism in Eukaryota, Metazoa, Chordata, Mammalia, Rodentia, Cricetidae. The transcript has 15 exons. The coding region runs from base 135 to 7004 and encodes 2289 amino acids.
UCGGGCUUUGUCCCUUCGGAACACCCCCCCUUUGCUCGUGCUGCUGAGAUUCCCGGAGACCUAGACACCCCAAGUCUGGAUUGCAGGUCUAGCCAAGAGGAGGAAGGAGGCCCUGGGCCUCACAGCUAGGCCAGAUGCAAGCACUGCAGGAAUUGAAGAUGACCAGUUCCAUGGCAUCGUACGAGCAGCUGGUACGGCAGGUGGAGGCCUUGAAGGCGGAGAACACGUACUUAAGACAGGAGCUGAGGGAUAAUUCCAGCCACCUCUCCAAGCUGGAGACAGAGACUUCCGGCAUGAAGGAAGUUCUAAAACACCUUCAGGGCAAGCUGGAGCAGGAGGCGCGGGUGUUGGUGUCUUCCGGGCAGACGGAAGUGCUAGAACAGCUGAAAGCUCUUCAGACUGACAUCAGUAGCCUCUACAACCUAAAGUUCCAGCCCCCAGCCCUGGGCCUGGAGCCUGCCUCCCGGACUCCAGAGGGAAGCCCAGUGCACGGCUCUGGCCCAUCCAAGGACAGUUUCGGGGAGCUGAGCCGGGCCACCAUCCGCUUGCUGGAAGAACUGGACCAGGAGCGAUGCUUCCUGCUGAGCGAGAUCGAAAAAGAGGAGAAGGAAAAGCUGUGGUAUUACUCUCAGCUGCAGGGCCUGUCAAAGCGUUUGGAUGAGCUGCCACACGUUGACACGCAGUUCUCGAUGCAGAUGGAUCUCAUUCGGCAGCAGCUGGAGUUCGAGGCCCAGCACAUUCGCUCGCUGAUGGAGGAGCGUUUCGGCACCUCAGACGAGAUGGUGCAGCGCGCGCAGAUCCGCGCUUCGCGCCUGGAGCAGAUUGACAAGGAGCUGUUGGAGGCCCAGGACCGGGUGCAGCAGACCGAGCCUCAGGCUCUGCUGGCAGUGAAGCCUGUGUCGGUGGAGGAGGACCAGGAGCCGGAAGUCCCCACGCACCCGGAGGAUGGCACCCCUCAGCCUGGCAACAGCAAGGUGGAGGUGGUGUUCUGGCUUCUAUCCAUGUUGGCAACACGCGACCAAGAAGACACAGCGCGCACAUUGCUGGCCAUGUCCAGCUCGCCUGAGAGCUGUGUAGCCAUGCGCCGCUCAGGCUGUCUGCCACUGUUACUCCAGAUACUUCAUGGCGCUGAGACCGGGGCUGGGGGACAUGCGGGGACCCCCGGCGCACCUGGUGCCAAAGAUGCACGCAUGCGCGCCAACGCAGCCCUGCACAACAUUGUUUUCUCCCAGCCCGAUCAGGGCCUGGCGCGCAAGGAGAUGCGUGUGCUGCACGUGCUGGAGCAGAUACGAGCCUACUGUGAGACCUGCUGGGACUGGCUGCAGGCGCGCAACAGCGGGACUGAGGGUGGUGCAGGAGACGCCCCUGUGCCCAUCGAACCUCAGAUCUGCCAGGCCACCUGUGCGGUGAUGAAGCUGUCCUUUGAUGAGGAAUACCGUCGGGCUAUGAAUGAGCUAGGGGGGCUGCAGGCUGUGGCGGAGCUACUGCAGGUGGAUUACGAGAUGCAUAAGAUGACCCGGGAUCCACUCAACCUUGCCCUGCGCCGCUAUGCUGGCAUGACUCUCACCAACCUCACCUUUGGAGAUGUCGCCAACAAGGCUACACUGUGUGCCCGUCGAGGCUGCAUGGAAGCCAUCGUGGCUCAGCUGGCCUCUGAGAGUGAGGAGCUUCAUCAGGUUGUGUCCAGUAUCCUGCGUAAUCUGUCGUGGAGGGCCGACAUCAACAGCAAGAAGGUGCUGAGGGAAGUCGGCAGCAUGACCGCCCUUAUGGAGUGUGUGUUGCGGGCCUCCAAGGAGUCUACCCUGAAGAGUGUGCUUAGUGCACUGUGGAACCUGUCUGCGCACAGCACGGAGAACAAGGCAGCCAUUUGCCAGGUGGACGGUGCACUGGGUUUCCUGGUGAGCACGCUCACCUACCGUUGCCAAGGGAACUCCCUGGCAGUCAUCGAGAGCGGUGGUGGGAUCCUGCGCAAUGUGUCAAGCCUCAUUGCCACCCGAGAGGACUACAGGCAGGUGCUCCGUGAUCACAAUUGCCUACAAACACUGCUACAGCACCUCACGUCGCACAGCCUGACCAUCGUGAGCAACGCCUGUGGCACACUCUGGAACCUGUCGGCCCGCAGCCCCCGGGACCAGGAACUGCUGUGGGACCUGGGGGCUGUGGGCAUGCUGCGCAACCUCGUGCACUCUAAACACAAGAUGAUCGCCAUGGGUAGUGCUGCCGCUCUGCGGAACCUGCUGGCCCACCGACCUGCCAAGUACCAGGCAGCAGCUACAGCCAUCUCCCCGGGCACCUGCGUGCCCAGCCUGUAUGUCCGCAAGCAGAGGGCACUGGAAGCUGAGUUGGACACCAGGCGCCUGGCGCAUGCGCUGGGCCACCUGGAGAAGCAGGGUCUGCCUGAGGUAGAGACGACUUCAAAGAAGCCCCUGCCACCCCUUCGCCACCUAGAUGGGCUGGUGCAGGACUAUGCCUCUGACUCUGGCUGCUUUGAUGAUGACGACGCGCCAUCUCUGGCUGCUGCGGCCACCACAGCCGAGCCCGCCAGCCCGGCGGUGCUAUCUAUGUUCCUUGGCAGUCCCUUUCUUCAGGGCCAGGCACUGGCCCGCACUCAGCCUGCCCGCCAGGGUGGCUUAGAAGCUGAGAAGGAGGCUGGUGGGGAGGCAGCUGUGGCUGCCAAAGCUAAGGCCAAGCUGGCGUUGGCCGUGGCUCGGAUCGACCGACUAGUGGAGGACAUCUCUGCCCUGCACACCUCAUCAGACGACAGCUUCAGCCUCAGCUCUGGGGACCCUGGGCAGGAGGCACCAAGGGAGGGUCGUGCCCAGUCCUGCUCGCCAUGCCGGGGCACUGAAGGGGGGCGGCGUGAGGCCAGCAGCCGGGGACACCCUCUGCUGAGGCUCAAGGCGGCCCACACCAGCCUCUCCAAUGACAGCCUGAACAGUGGUAGCACUAGCGAUGGCUAUUGUCCCCGGGAACACAUGCGGCCCUGUCCAUUGGCUGCAUUGGCUGAGCACCACGAUGAUCCCUUGCGCGGGCAGACUCGGCCCAGCCGGCUGGACCUGGACCUGUCCAGCCGGGCUGAACUGCCUGCCCGGGACACAGCGGCCGCUGAUGCCCGCGUGUGUACCAUCAAACUAUCCCCAACUUAUCAGCAUGUACCACUGCUCGACGGUGCCACUGGGACGGGUAUCAGACCCCUCGCUGGACCCGGAGCCUCCCCAGGAGCUUGGAAACAAGCGUGGAUACCUGCAGAUAGCCUGAGCAAAGUCCCCGAGAAACUGGUGACCUCUCCGCUGCCCGCGGCUAGCAAGGUGCUGCAGAAGCUGGUGGCACAGGAUGGGCCAAUGUCACUCUCCCGGUGCAGCUCACUGUCCUCUCUGUCUUCCACUGGCCAUGCUGGCCCCAGCCAAGCUGGGAACCUCGAUGACAGUGAUUCAUCCCUGGAGGGGCUGGAGGAGACGGGCCCUGGUGAGGCGGAGCUGGAUGGGGCGUGGCAAGCAUCCGGGUCCACCUCUUUGCCCAUGUCCAUCCCAGCCCCCCGCCGGGGGUGCAGUCGAGGUCUUGGGGUGGAGGAUGCGACACCAUCCAGUUCAUCGGAGAACUGCGUCCAGGAGACACCCUUGGUCCUGAGCCGCUGUAGUUCUGUGAGCUCUCUGGGCAGCUUCGAGAGCCGCUCCAUUGCCAGCUCCAUCCCCAGUGACCCGUGCAGUGGGCUGGGCAGUGGCACAGUGAGUCCCAGUGAGCUGCCCGACAGCCCCGGGCAGACUAUGCCACCAAGCCGCAGCAAGACGCCACCAGCGCCUCCCGGCCAGCCUGAGACCAGCCAGUUCAGCCUGCAGUGGGAGAGCUACGUGAAGCGCUUCCUAGACAUCGCAGACUGUCGGGAGCGAUGCCAGCCGCCCUCAGAGCUGGAUGCAGGCAGCGUGCGCUUCACAGUGGAGAAGCCGGACGAGAACUUCUCCUGUGCUUCCAGCCUCAGCGCGCUAGCCCUGCAUGAGCUGUAUGUUCAGCAGGACGUGGAACUGCGCCUGAGGCCACCAGCCUGCCCAGAGCGUGCAGGGGGUGGCGGGGGACACCAUCGGAGGGAUGAGGCUGCCUGCCGCAUGGACUGCCCAGCACCCGUUGGUUCUCGGGCUCGGUCAGCAGUUGAUAAAGAAUUGGAGGUACUGCGUGAAUGUCUGGGGGCGGCCAUGCCCGCCCGGCUCCGCAAGGUGGUCUCUGCCUUGGUGCCUGGCCGCCGCGCCCUGCCAGUCCCCGUGUACAUGUUAGUGCCGGCCCCGGCUCGGGACGAUGACUCUGGCACUGACUCCGCCGAGGGCACACCUGUCAACUUCUCCAGUGCUGCGUCGCUCAGUGAUGAGACCUUACAGGGACCCUCCAGGGACAAGCCAGGAGGGCUUGGAGAAAGGCAGAAACCCACAGGCCGUCCCGCCCCUGCCCGGCAGGUCCGUGGGCACCGACCCAAAGCAGCAGGCACUGGUAAGAGUACGGAGCACACCCGAGGUGCCUGGAGGAACCGGGCACGAUUGGAGUUGCCCCUCAGCAGGUCACAGAGUGCUCGAUCCAACAGGGAUGGCUCAUGCCAGCCCCGGACCUGUGGGGACGGUGCUCUGCAGUCACUGUGCCUCACAACACCCACAGAGGAAGCUGUGUACUGCUUCUAUGACUCUGAUGAGGAACCCCCAGCCACGGCACCACCACCCCGGCAGGCGUCUGCCAUCCCACGGGCUCUUAAACGUGAGAAACCCAUAGGCAGGAAGGAGACCCCAUCCAGGGCAUCACAGCCUGCCACACCACCUGUGAGGGCUCAGCCCAGACUAAUCGUGGAUGAGACUCCACCCUGCUAUUCCUCAGCUAGCUCCCUCAGUGAGCUGGAGGCCUCUGAACAGCCGUCCAGCCAUCCCCGAGGCUGGGAACAGGCAGCCACCAAGGACCCUGGCCUGGGCAGUAAACGGGACAGUUCUCCUAGCCCAAGGGCGGAGGAGGAACUACCGCAGAGGUGUGUCGGCUUAGCUCUGCCCAGGCGCCGAACCCAAGUACCUGGCUUGCGACGUCGCAAGCCCAGAGCUGCGCGGUCCGAUGUGCCAACCACUGAGAUACCCCGGAAAUGCCGUGAGGAGGUGCCUGGCUCUGAUCCAGCCUCCGACUUAGACAGUGUUGAGUGGCAGGCCAUCCAAGAGGGUGCGAACUCCAUCGUCACGUGGUUGCACCAGGCAGCAGCCAAGGCCAGCCUGGAGGCGUCUUCUGAGUCUGACUCCCUCUUGUCUCUGGUGUCUGGGCUGUCAGCAGGCUCCACUUUACAGCCCUCGAAACCCAGGAAAAUGCGAAACUCUGGGGCAGAGGCUGGGGGUGUCUGGCGUCCAGAUAAACGGGGUGCAACUUCCACCAAGAUCAGUGGGAGUCCGCGGUGUCCUAGUGGCCCCGAGAAGCCAAAGGGUACCCAGAAAAUGAUGGCAAGGGAGCCAGGAAUGCUCCGGGGACGGACGGUGAUCUACACAGCCAGCCCAGCCUCCCGGGCUCAGUUCAAAGGAGUUUCCGGCCCUUGUACCACACCUAAGAAGGUGGGAACAUCUGGUACCACUCAGCCAGAAACUGCCACCAAAACUCCCAGCCCUGGACAGCAGCGUUCACGGAGCCUCCACCGGCCAGGUAAGAUCUCAGAGGUGGCAGCCUUGAGCCAUCCACCAAGGAGUGCGACCCCUCCAGCCCGCCUCGUCAAGACGCCAUCCUCAAGCUCCUCACAGACUUCGCCAGCGUCCCAGCCCCUACCCAGGAGGUCUCCUCUGGCCACUCCAACUGUAGGGCCUCUGCCUGGCCCUGGAGGGUCUCCCGUGCCCAAGUCACCGGCCCGGGCCCUUUUGGCUAAGCAACACAAGACCCAGAAGUCACCUGUUCGGAUCCCAUUCAUGCAAAGACCAGUCAAGCGAGGGCCGCCACCACUGGCCAGGCCAUCCCCAGAGCCUGGACCUAGGGGAAGAACGGGGACUGAGGGGGCUUCUGGAGUGCGCGGUGGUCGCCUGGGCCUAGUGCGCCUAGCCUCAGCCCGCUCCAGUGGCAGUGAGUCCUCAGACCGCUCGGGCUUCCGCAGGCAGCUGACUUUCAUCAAGGAAUCUCCAGGUCUUCGUCGCCGCAGAUCGGAACUGUCCUCUGCGGACUCCACAGCCUCCACCUCCCAGGCUGCUUCGCCCCGCCGCGGAAGGCCUGCGCUCCCUGCUGUCUUCCUCUGCUCCUCUCGCUGUGAUGAGUUGCGCGCGUCCCCACGGCCCCUGGCGCCACAGAGGGCGGCGCAGGCCAAGCCAGGUCUUGCUCCACGGGCGCCCAGGCGCACCAGCUCUGAGAGCCCCUCCCGCCUGCCUGUACGGGGACCUCCUGGGCGGCCUGAGACAGUCAAGCGGUAUGCGUCCCUACCACACAUCAGCGUCGCCCGCAGGCCAGAUAACGCUGUCUCUGUGCCCACCAUCCAUGCCAAUACCACUCGCCGGGGAAGUGAUGGAGAAACCAGGCCACUGCCCAGGGUGGCUGCACCUGGGACCACCUGGCGUCGUAUCAAAGAUGAAGAUGUCCCCCACAUCCUUCGUAGCACGCUGCCUGCCACUGCCCUGCCCCUCAGGGGUUCAUCACCUGAGGACGGCCCUGCUGGGACUCCACAGCGCAAGACCAGUGACGCAGUGGUACAAACAGAGGAUGUUGCCACCCCUAAGACCAACUCCAGCACUUCGCCCAGCCUGGAAAGCAGGGACCCCCCUCAGGCUCCGGCCAGCGGCCCUGCGGCUCCAUUGGGCAGCGAUGUGGACGGGCCAGCCCUCACCAAGCCACCUGCCUCAGCGCCCUUCACCCACGAGGGCCUGAAUGUUGUCAUGGGGGGCUUUCCCACCAGCAGGCAUGGGUCCCCCAGCAGGGCUGCACGAGUUCCCCCCUUCAACUAUGUGCCCAGCCCUAUGGUGGUGGCCACAGAAGCCAGCGACUCUGCCAUGGAGAAAGCCCCUCCAGCCAGCCUCCUGGAGUAGUGAGUGUAGGCCAACCUUCUGGAACAUUCUCUCUUCGCCCUGUGGCACAGUCUGGCUUCCCGGGGGGCUUGCUCUCCAGAUGCCCUGAGUAGGCACAGCUAUGCCCUCAGAGCUCCUGUCCAGCUCACAUCUCUGCACCUUAGAGCCAGCCCUUGCUUCUAUGCCCGGGGCUUGAGGGGAUCGGCUGUAGACAGACACAGGGCACAGAAACCGUAGGCUCUAUGCAGGACCUGCCCUGGGCUGCACCCAGUGGGUGGGCGGGCACGAGCUGUGGUGAGGGUAGUGAAAUCCUGGCAGCUGGCGCUCCCUCAGCCCGGCCCAGCCUGUAAUUAGUGCUCGGGUAAUUGGUUAAUGAGGACUCUGCCAGGCGUGUUUGCCUUCCCAGAGGCAGCUGAGGAGUGCUGGGUGAGGGGCGUGGCCAAGCUGCUCACCAAGCACUCCUUCAUCAUGGCUGGUCCCCUGUGUCCCUUCACUAUCACAGAGGAGGGACUAGUUCUGAGGACACACUGGCUGCCAGCUGGACAGCUCUGGGGGCUCAAGGGAGCAGGACUAGGCAGCCAGCGUCCACGGGGAGGAGCCUGGUCCUUCUCACGGAAGUGUCAGGGUGUAGGAUCCUCAUCCCUGGCUCGCCAAGUCUGGAAUCCAGGCGGGUAAACACCCACGAGGGCCUGAGUGUUGUCAUGGGGGGCUUUCCCACCAGCAGAUGGAGGCCGAUAAGAGCAAGGUAGGCAGGCCUCUGAGGACCCAGGCUGUGGGUCUCAGCUCAGUAUGUCUUCCUGCAGAGAGCACCAACAACCUCUCCCCUGUGGGACCUGUAACCACGGCCAUCGGCAGGAAUUGCUCCCAGAGAAGGACACUGCUCCUUGAGCUGGUCUCAAGCCCCUGCUGAGGGAAGUGGUUUUAAGAAGGUCCUCAGAAGGACCACAGACGCCGCUGUCCCUCCCCAAGUCCUUCUUAUGGGGGGAUUGACAGAUCCACAAUCACCAUUGCCAUCACACCUGGGCACACUGACCACUAGGGGGCACCACUACGGCCGACUCCACAGCAGGAACACCAGGUACCAAGUCUUCAAUCCCAGGACCUUGCCUGCUGGACAGGGCUCUGUGGGGGACUGGCAGGGAGCGACUAAGCAGCAAGGUACCCACCAAGCACCCCAGGGCGCCCCCGUGGUGGGACAC